AUGAAUAAAGUUAAUUCAGUAUCAUCCGUGGAAAGCAAAAAACAUAACAUCCAUGAUAUGAUUGCUGCAAAAGUUAAUGAUGAUACAUCAUCGAGAGAUAAUACUGGCUUAGUCAUUGUUAGUAAGCAGCAUGCAAUAAAGAAGCCUUUAGUUAAAUUCACACUGUCUGCAGAAUCAAAUUCAGAAGAUGAAACGGUUUCCAAUUUAAGUGACAAUAGUCCGUCUUCACCUUUUCUAGUCAGAGGUAUCAGUGCGCAAAGGAUCUCUGAAAAGCCAAAUGAAAGCUCCUCAUCGCCUAGUUUAAGGCUUAAUCUAUCUGGAACUGAAUCAAUCUCAUCACCGGAAUGUAGCAGUUCACCAGAAAUUCGCUUUUCCUUUGGCAGGACGCGGAAGUCUUCAGGAGAGGGUUCUUCAGCUUCAACACCAGCAAGAUCAAGGAGGCAGACGUUCUGUGGAAUAUCAUAUUUGUCCAGAGGAAAUCUUGCCAGAGAUAAUAACAUAGAGGAUUCUGAAGAUAUGCAUUCAGUAUCCUCUUCAGACUUCUCUCCAGGAAGUACUCGUUCUAGUUUCGGUUUGGAAAAGUUCCAUGGUGCUGAUGAUCUCAGCGAUGAUACUUCUGUGGAUGGGAAGUUACGAGAAAGCACAGAUUUCAGUGAUGACCCUGAGGCUCGUAUUCCAGGGGAUCAGUUGAUGACAACUCCAGUGAACAGACAGCUGCGGAUUGUCACGUCAGUUGAUAGGGCACUCCGUCCCCACCGGAAAAUAUCUGCGUGCUCUCCGAAAAUCCUCAACCUUGGUCGGUCAUCGUCGGAAAAUUUGGAGCACAUCGCAUUUAUUGACUACCUCAAGAGACUGCGACUGGGCCAGUAUUUGAAACACUUCCCAUCGAAUAUGUCAAUGCUGGAUUUCAGACUGACCUCAGAGGAUGAAUUGAUUGAAGUCUAUGGUGUUCAAGAUCUCGAGGCUAGGAAAGCUCUACUACGGGCCAUCGACACCGCCAGAGAUGAAGAGGAAAGCGACACAGAUUCAUGG
Molecule: messenger RNA, 1032 nt
Organism: Candidula unifasciata
Lineage: Eukaryota; Metazoa; Mollusca; Gastropoda; Stylommatophora; Geomitridae
Source: the annotation of a GenBank genome assembly